UUAUCAAACCAUUUCGCUGCGUAAAUGGUAAAUAAAAAGAGUAAAACCCUUCGAAAAUUCGAAAUGAAUGAAAAAUCGUCGUAAAUUAGUGAAAAUAAAUUCAUAAACGAGUAAAAUCUCGAAAAUGUAAACUUUUAAAUCAACUACAAGUUUUCAAUACGAACAAUGAUGUUGAAAACGUGGUCCAGUUACCGGCGAUCUUUGACCAGCGGUUCUAAAUUGUACAAAUUUUUAUACAAGGCUGUAUCUGGAAACGAUUUGAAUAAAGUUCAUCUUCACAUUUCCGCCAGACACCAUGGUCAACCAAAGUUAUCUCCACAAGAAGUUACUCAGAUCCUUCGUCACCACGAAUUCACUUUGGAAUUCCCUCAGUCAACAAAUUCAGUCAAAUCGUUCGAUUCGAAUCAACUUCCGUCCAAUUCUCCUAUAGAGGAUACUCGAUCAGAAGCACGAUGCUUAUUGACUAGAGGAAUGUUGAUCGGAGUAUUCGAUGGACACGGAGGUGCUGCCUGUGCUCAAGUAGUAUCUAAAAGAUUACCCGAUUACAUUUGCGUUAGUCUCUUACCAAAAGAUCUUUUACAACAGUAUUUAUCAUUUUUAGAAGGUAAAACCGAACAGAUCGAUUUACUGGAAAAAUUCAACGAAAAAAGCGAACUAAUUGCUGAUUUAAAAUCACUCUACCAUCGUAGUUUUGUAAACUACGUUCGUCAUUUAUUAUCCGAUCGUAAGGAUAAUUUUUUCAUGGAAGAAGCGUUAGAAAGAGCUAUUUUACAACUAGACCAGGAUAUCUGUUCCGAAGCUUUAGAAUCUAACGCUAAGGAUAUCGACGUUAAAACAUUAUACGUAGCUAUGUCCGGAGCUGUUGGUUGUGUCGCUCAUAUCGACGGUACUCAUUUACAUGUGGCUAAUGUCGGAGAUUGUCAAGCUGUCCUGGGAGUGUUGACCGAAGAGAACACUUGGUUGGCUAAAAAAUUAACCAUCGAACACAACGCUGAUAAUAUUCCCGAAGUGAAUAGGAUAAAAAAUGAACAUCCCGAUUGUGAAAAGAACACAAUCAUUACGCAAGAUAGACUUUUGGGUCAGUUAGCACCUUUACGCGCUUUCGGUGACGUUAGGUAUAAAUGGAGCGUGGACGUUCUGAAAAAAUUUGUUGUUCCUAUUUUCGGUGAAGAAGUGAUCGCUCCUUACUACUAUACUCCUCCAUAUCUUACAGCGAGACCCGAAAUAACUCAUCAUUCGUUAACAUCUCGCGAUAAAUUUCUAAUAAUCGCUUCGGAUGGUUUAUGGGAUAUGAUAACGCCUUUACAAGCAGUCAAAUUAGUAGGCGAACAUAUGCGUGGUAAAGUCACCCUUAAUGCGUUCAGAUUACCUAAUAAGGAUAUGAAAAUUGGCGACGUAGCGACCCUACUGAAACAUCGUAAGGAAUGCUUCAACGUUAAACCAAUCGAUAGAAAUGCUGCCACUCAUUUAUUUCGAAAUGUUUUGGGAGGUACUGAGUAUGGAAUUGAGCACGCACGUCUUUCCAAACUAUUAACCCUGCCUCAAGAUGUAGUCAGAUUUGUCCGAGAUGAUAUCACUGUCACCGUUGUGUAUUUUGAUUCCGAAUAUUUGCGCCGGAAUUAUCGCCACGAAGAUGAAAAUUGAUCGAUCGAUUUUUGAAGUAUUUUCUUUUCUUUUUUCUGUAGCUGUUCCUGUACCUAACACAUUACCUACUUGACAUAUUAUUUUUUUGACAAUUAUUUGUAUUAAGGUUUUACGAAGAUUCAAUCUGCGUUAUUUCUAUCCUACUGUUCGUUUAGUUAGAAUAGAAGAUCUAAUAACUUGAUACGAUUUAGUCAUUUUUCGGAGUUUUUAUUCGAGCUUUCAACGAAAGAUGUGCCGUAUAAGAUAACUACAGUCUAAAUAAGAUUUGAAAAUUAAAAUAACAGGUCGAACUAGUCAAUUGGAUAUGGUACCGAAUGUUGUGAUUAUCCAAUGUACAUACUUGAGUACGUAAUUAAUUUGAGUUUGUGAUAUUUCGAUGGCUAAUAAAGUAUAUUUUUACUAUAUCUGUUUCAACAA
Molecule: messenger RNA, 2061 nt
Organism: Planococcus citri (citrus mealybug)
Lineage: Eukaryota; Metazoa; Arthropoda; Insecta; Hemiptera; Pseudococcidae
Gene: Pdp
Product: pyruvate dehydrogenase [acetyl-transferring]-phosphatase 1-like protein, mitochondrial
Exons: 5
Coding region: 166-1644 (492 amino acids)
Biological process (GO): protein dephosphorylation
Cellular component (GO): mitochondrion
Molecular function (GO): cation binding; [pyruvate dehydrogenase (acetyl-transferring)]-phosphatase activity
Source: RefSeq, a predicted model, not a curated record